CUUUUAUAUUUAAUUUUCAGAUACACCUGUAAAAAAAAAAUGUAAUGAGCUUUUUCUGCCAUCUAGUGGUUGAAUACCCAUGCUUUAAUUUAAUGCAAAGACUUUUUAAAUAUAUCUAUAUACCAAGUGUGUGUAUAUAUAUAUAUAUAUAUAUAUAUAUAUGUAUAUAUAUAUGUAUAUAUAUAUGUAUAUAUGAGUCAAGCUGUUAUCUUUGUUUGGACACUUACCCAACAAAUGAGGAUUGUAACUAAAGUUUUUUAAAUUAUUUUGAAGUAAUGCUGAAUAUACUUUAUCACCCUAUAACACCAUUUCAAAUAUAUUUGCCAUUGCUGGACCGAGAAGAUCAAUUCUGAUUUUUCUUUUUUUUUUUCACCAGUCUUAUUUUAAAUAAAAACAUGUUAAGUUUAAAAUGUAGGCUAAAUGAAUGGAUGAGAAAAUGCUUUUAGAUUGUGCAUUAAAAUAGCCUUUAUUUGCAUUGUAACUACUAUAAUGGUUCCUUGUUUCUUAACAAUGGCACAAACAAGAUCUUUCACUGGAUUUCUUUGAAGGAAAGGAAAUGCCAUGGGGUAAAUGCAGCCAUGCAUCCCCUCAUUAUUAUAAACACACCAGCCGUUCAAAGUAUAACAGGUCUUUGUCUGCGACAGAAUCAGUUGUUCAGGUGGUAGAAUCUGAUCUCAGGUUUAUUUCCACCUAGGUGAUCAAAUCAAAGACUUAAAAAAUAUCUCGAAAAAAUGCUGAACUUUUCUCUCCAGCAGGAAAACAGAAUAACAAAAUGUAUUUGCUUCAUUGUGCUGAUGUUUUUUUUAAAAUAACUGGGCCUGACCAACCUCUCCUUAGAAACUUGCUUACCUGAAAACUCUCCACCAAUCAAAACUGGACUGCAUUUCCUUUCCAUCAAAACAUAGCAUAAAAUGAAUAUGUUGUUAAGGAUUCAAAACAUUUGUCUAUUUUAUUAAUCUCCAAACAGCAAACAUUUUCUCAGUCCCAUUUAAAUAUUCUUUUACAAGUGUCUUUGCUGGUUUCUCAGGACCCCCUCUCUUGUGCCCCUUUACCUGGUCAUCUGUGACACUAUUGUCCACUUCACUUUCUGUCUCCAGAUCAGUGAUCUGCACUGCUAUAAAGCCACAAAUGACACAUGAGCACUCAUCAGAAGGACAUCGCCACACAAUAUGAAGCUAAUUGACAGAUCGCUGACUCUUCUAGUCUUUAUCAACGCUGUGUAUUCAGCGGCUAUGAGAGAAGGGGGUCAGGAUUUGUUACAUUUUCUGAAUGACGCCUUUGAAAUUACUCAGCCUCCUGACUACCUCGAACCAACAAAACUCUCAGACAUUGUCUCUUCCUUUGUAGAUACAGAGAAGAUUCUAGAACCUGCAGGUCCAACAGCAGAAUGUAAAGCCCCAGAAAUAAUUGGUAAUUUUGCUGAGGUUUCCAAAACAACUCCCAAACCAAACUCAGUUGAAAUUACAGGCAUUGCAGAAGAGAGAUCCACUGAGAGCAGCAACUCAGACAGCAGAUUAGCUGACAGAACAUCAGCAGAAGACAGCAGAGAGGUUGAAAGAUACAAUAGGUCACGGCUGAGGACCACACUCAUGGAGACCAGCAAAGCAUUACGGGAACGUUACGAGAAUUCAGCAGAGAGUAUGAGUACAGACAGAACUGACAUGGACACAGAGGUGACUGAAGACAGUAAAGAAGCAGAGAUGGACGUUAGUAGUCAAGAAAUGGACAGACCAGAGGAGAACGGGAGAUACCGAAACCAGAAAAUGAUAGGAAAAUACAGUGCUGAAAUGACAGGUGCACCUGAUACUGAGAAAUACCAGCAAGAAAGCAACAAAAGAGCAGUAGAUUUAGACAGUCCAGAGGUUAUGGACAACCCUGACAGAAAAGACCUCGAUGCUGACAGUGAAGAACAUUCUGCAGGACUUAGAGCAAAACUAAACUAUGCUGCUAACCAUGCCACACUGAAUGAUAGCAGGGAAAUUAUUGAUCAGAACCCAGGAUGCAUUGAAACAUCUGUUGAACAUCCCAUGGAAGAGAACAACAGUCUGGAUGUCCGUAAUGUGGACCAGGAAAUCCAAAAGGACACAAUGAGCUAUCAGAACCAGCUGAGGAAAAUAUGUCCCAGCAGGAGAGUGAGAGUGUCCAACAACCCCAAAGGACAGCUGGAUUUUGAUAGUCCAGAAAGAGUGAACAGUGAGCUUUUGGACAAAGACAACAGCGGUGAGAGGCUGGAAGGACAUGCGUCAGUUACUCUGUAGAGAUUUGACUUGAUUUUUUUUUUUAGCAGUAUGGCUAUUUGAUUAUUGAUAAUUUUUCAUUAUAUCUUUCAUGGAAUAGUGUUUGGGAUUAAAUAGCUAAAAAUAGUGAUGCUACUUUACUACAUUUAGUGAAAAGAAGUUGAUGUAUUUUAGUGAAUUUGUUCGUUUGGACAGUUCAUUUCAAUCAACAUGUUAUUAAAAAAAAGCGAUUCAACGAUUCAGUCGCUACACAGCAUUUAAUGUCUUAGUUUUGGUUGCAAAAUAUGAAUGUUGCUGAAUGUUGCAAAUCUGUUAUAUAAAUACAAAUAUUAUUUAGAGUAAAUAUAUCUGUUCAGAUAUUGUAUCAUGAGUUCACUGGCUCAUAUCAUCUUUAAAAUAAUAAAGUAAACAGAUCUGACGUGUCGUCAGAAGUGCACGUGACUUGGCUCGAGCUCCAAGGUCCCCUUGGAGUAUCAGAUUAAAACAAUAAAUUAAUAAGAUCAUUUAGUAAUAAUAAAUGCUAAAGGUGUUUAGAAAUAAAUGGGGAAAUGGGGAGGAGGAUGUCGGAAGAAUGGUCACCGGAGUGAGGUAACCUGCUGAGAUAUAUUUGAGACAUCACUGUCAGGACUUUUCUACUCUCAAACUUACAUUUGUAGCUUCAUUUAAUUCUGUCACCCUGAUUAAGGUCCUCAUUGUUUAAACCAGAUAAAUAGGCCUAAUGUUUGAAUGAAUACAAUGCUACUGAGAAUAUAUUUAAAAAGAUAUUGCUCCAUUAAACAGCUUUCGUGUUGUUAGCUACUUUUUAGCUUGUAGUUUAGCUAACUACUUUUUUCUUGAUGAACCUACACCGUUUU
Myxocyprinus asiaticus (Chinese sucker) is the source of this 3091-nucleotide messenger RNA. RefSeq lists its product as uncharacterized. The transcript has 13 exons. Bases 1170 to 2258 code for a protein of 362 amino acids. NCBI's taxonomy places the organism in Eukaryota, Metazoa, Chordata, Actinopteri, Cypriniformes, Catostomidae. The record is from RefSeq and is a predicted model, not a curated record.